Momordica charantia (bitter melon) is the source of this 1644-nucleotide messenger RNA. RefSeq names its product triacylglycerol lipase OBL1-like. Gene Ontology annotation, molecular function: triacylglycerol lipase activity. The record is from RefSeq and is a predicted model, not a curated record. Lineage: Eukaryota; Viridiplantae; Streptophyta; Magnoliopsida; Cucurbitales; Cucurbitaceae. Gene Ontology annotation, biological process: lipid metabolic process.
AAUUUGGGGUAACAAAAUGAAGAAAUUGAUCUGAACCGAAAAAAUGGGUUCUUUAGAAUACGAAUUUAGUAAUGAUUAUCUGAAACUGAAGCCGAAGGAAGCAACUCUGCUGGAUCUGUUCAUCUUCUUACUUCCUUUCGGUUCCAUAAAGCUGAGGAAGUUGGUGGAUUGCCCUCCCGAAAAAGAAGAGUCUUACACAAGCUUUACAAACCGAUGGGUUAUUUUCUUCUCCAUUUUGUCGCAGAAAUCCCUUUUCGCCCUCGCCAAUCUGCUCGAAAAGUGGGAGUCCAGUACAGAAAAGCUCAGGACGGCGCCUCAAACUUACGCAUCGGAAGUGAACUGUAGAGAUUGGAAAAUAGGUAAGGAGGAGAACAUAAAAUUACUCAACGACGACGACACUUUCGUAUAUUAUGGUGCCGUUACAGUCAUGGCUUCAAAUUUGGUGUACCAAGACUGUUCACCGCCUGAAUCAUCUGUGGUUGCCACCGUCGUCAAUUCCUGCUGGAAGAUGAAACUACUUGGAUGCUACGAUUUUGAGAAUAUGUUUGAGAGCAAGGCUAGAACUCAAGCGACUAUGUUUCAGAAUACCGCCACAGACCCAAAUGUUACAGUGGUGGCAUUUAAAGGAACAAAUACCAUAUAUGAUGCCAUAUUAGAUUUGAACUUCUCGUGGUACAAUGUUGAUCAACGCAUUGGCAACAUCCACAGCGGCUUCAUGGAAGCUCUCGGCCUCCAAAAGGGCACCAUUGGUUGGCCUAAGGAACUCCCAAAAUCUGACCACCAAUUUGCAUAUUAUUACCUUCGCCAACAACUUAGAGACAUUGCCAAAUCCAACGACAAGGCAAAGUUCAUCUUCACUGGCCACAGCUUGGGCGGAGCCCUCGCAAUCCUGUUUGUCACCAUCCUCUCAUACCACAACGAGUCCGAUGUGCUGAACAAGCUGCAGGCUGUUUACACCUUCGGCCAGCCCAGAGUUGGCAACAGCCAGUUUGUUAAGUUCAUGGAAAGCACUUCAAAACAAUAUGCCUUCAAAUAUUAUCGAUAUGUUUAUUCUAUGGACUUGGUGCCCAGAAUUCCUUUCGAUAUCUUUGAUGAAUGGUACAAACACUUUGGCGGAUGCGUUUACUUCAACUGCUGCUACAGUGGGCAGUUUAUGGAGGUGCAGCCAAACAAGAACUACUUCUCGCCAUUAUGGCUGAUACCCAAAUACUUGUUCGCUUUGUGGGAGCUUAUAAGAAGUUUAAUGAUGCCACUCAUCAAGUUCUCUCUUUAUUACUUCGAGGGUUUUAAAACUUUAUUGUUAAGGUUUUUUGGGUUGCUCAUUCCAGGAGCAUCAGCUCACUUGUGUGUGAAUUAUAUUUAUUUGGCCCGUCAAGGAAAAAUGCCACCACUCAAAGACAUUCAAAAGACCCUAAUUUCUGAAGACGGUCUCGAAGCUCAACAGUACUUGAAUGUGGAGAAGAUGAAGAUCUCAAAUAUAUAAUAAUAUAGGUUUCUUGAAGUCACGGAAAUCUGACCUACGAGCCAGCUUUAAAGACUUACUUAAUUGAUAAUAAAGUUUCACUCUAAUAUGCUUUAAGAUUCCUACUUUUUAAUCUAAUUGAAGUAUUGUUUUAAUACAAGCUUCUUUAGAGACCUUGCUUU